Labrus bergylta (ballan wrasse) is the source of this 991-nucleotide messenger RNA. Lineage: Eukaryota; Metazoa; Chordata; Actinopteri; Labriformes; Labridae. The record is from RefSeq and is a predicted model, not a curated record.
UUAAGUUAAGUUUAGAGCUACAAUAUGGCUUUCGGGGGCGACUCUAGCUGAUGUAUGUCCUCUACACAAGUUAAGUUAAGCCUCACAGUUUAUUUCAGGGUAAUUAAAAAUGUAUGGACGAGCUUCCAGAGUAACCUGCUUCACACCGAGCGGCGCUUCUUCUUCUACGGUUGGCCCCGGAUCGUAUGACGUACAGUACAAAGCUAAAUGUAGCUCAGAUUUAGUCCCAUUUCUGUCUUUGACCAGAAGACCGCUGUUUAUCAAUGAGUCCAGUAAGGAAAGACCAGGACCUGGACAUUAUGACCCCACUCCUGUUAAGUCGAAUGUCCACGGCGGCUGCAGUCUUCAGAACCGCUCCAAGCGUUUUGAGGAGUUAGUAUCAAAGGUUCCGGGUCCUGGGGCCUACAAUGUGCUGCCGGCCUCAGGAAACACACCCAGGGCUGGGACCCCUAAUGCGGGACAGGCCCAGAAGCUUGGCAGACAAACGUGGCUGCAGGCCAAAAGUCUGCGACUGGUUCGUCAGUCAGAUAUCCCCUCCAUUCCUUCCCCGGGCCAGGCCUUUGGCUAUGAGGAGGUUGCCGUGGGUGUACUCAGCAAGCAGCAGCCCCCUCGCAGGGACACAACCCUUGGGCCAGCCUACUACAAUCCACUGCUGUCAGAGGUGAGUUCUGCUCAGAAGUAUAAAGGAGUCCACUUUGGCAACAUGACAGGGUCGAGACAGGAGCUGGCAGUGAAUGAAGGACCAGGUCCAGGACAUUAUCACCCUGAACUAAACACUAAAACAGAGUACGUGAAUGUGAACCUUCAAAAGGAGCAGAAAGGCAGAGCCGAGCUCAUCAUCCCUCGAUAUCACGAGCUGGUGCCCCGGCAAGAGGAAAAGAAGGGGGUUCCUGGUCCGGGCCACUACCAAAUCAGAAGUCAGUUUGAGACACCUGAGAAGUCCUGCGGUAACCUCCCAAAGUCCACCAGCUCCUUCCUGUCUCAGACUGAG